Messenger RNA from Mizuhopecten yessoensis (Yesso scallop), 1982 nucleotides. RefSeq lists its product as uncharacterized. The record is from RefSeq and is a predicted model, not a curated record. NCBI's taxonomy places the organism in Eukaryota, Metazoa, Mollusca, Bivalvia, Pectinida, Pectinidae. The transcript has 7 exons. Bases 1 to 1755 code for a protein of 584 amino acids.
AUGUAUUGGAUUCCUGAUGCAGAGUUUGAUGACAUUGAGACAGCAGGAAUAGAGUUCGGAGGUCACAAGACUCGUAUUGAGGGACAAGUGCUGGCCCUUGUUCCUAAGUACUGCCUGUCAGAAAAACUCACCAAACAGCUGCGUAACCUGGAGAGUCAACAGCUACAGGAAGGUCGCGACCUCAAGGCUGAUGUCACCCUGGCUUAUCAGGAGGUUGCAGCUAACAUCAUGGCCUUUAACUUUACCUGUCCAGAGUGGGCUUUGGUUUUAUUUGACAUUGAUGGUUUCACUACAGUCGUAUCAACAAAGAAGCUGAUAUAUGAGUCUGAAGAACUAGCAAAAGGCACUCAGUGCUUUUGCAAAUGGGGGAAAGAGAAUCUCAAGGUGGAAGUUAUUGAAAUAUCAGCAUCUGUUCCACACCUUGAUCACUAUGAAGACCAAUGGCAGUCUUCGCAUCGCUCAAUUGCCUUAGACAGGGAAAAGAAGAGACGAGGAGCAAGAGCCUGUGGGGGUUACUUGGAUGUAUGGCCUACUGAUAUGGAAGAGGUCAGUCAACAUCAUAGCUCUGAUGAGGAAGAACACCUUAAUGAGGCUGUGGAUAAUGUAGAUCAGCAGGCCAGUACCAAACCCAAAAGAAAAAGAACAAAGGAAUCUGCAAAGGAGAAAUUGGGCACAAAUGGGAGAAAAAUUGUAGUCCACUAUGAGGGAUCUGGUGACUUUCUCUCGGAGCAAGCUGUUCCAGGACGCCAGCCCUUCCACACAGAUCAUCUUACUGAAGAUCAGAUUGACGUUGUUGAACAACAGACUAAGGAUCACCGUCUUGGCAAGAAGACCACUUCAACACUGACUGAUACAGUGGUGAUUUUGGGAGAAGAUGAUGCCAUGCCGUGUUUGCAAAGAAAGAAAGAGACUUUGGACAAGUCUACAUGGACAGAAGGACUAACCCAGGGCAAACUGGACAGAAUUUUAGAGCUUUUGGAGCAGGUUGUCACCACCACUUCAGCUAUAAGGGAUAACAGCAUUCCGUCACUGCAAGCGAACCUGAACAAAAUCAAUGGGAGAGUUUCUUUAUCAGAUAUACUGAGUUUUAACUUGACCGCUGAUCCAGUAGUGGAGCCAUCAACAUCCAGGACCGAUGAAGCUCAUCCUGUUAUGUAUAUGACAGAAGUGGAUGCUGCAGAUGAUAUGGAUGAUGACUUUCAAGUGUUGGGACCACUUCCACCUCUAACGCCUGACCGUGCCCAAGAUACAGCUACUCCAGUUUUACCUGUAGUAUCAACCCCUGCAGAACCAGUGUAUCUAGCCACACCCGCUCGUGCUUCAGGAUAUGAUCUGCUGUAUCCAAUGAAGAAGGCAGUUAUGCACUACCCAUGCAGAAAAGGACCAGUGGUGGAAAUAACUUCAAGUUUGUGUACAAGCAGUGUUCCUGCAGAUGCUGAAGUUAGAGUGAAAACUUGUGUCCAGCGUGCUGCAAAAUCACAUUCAUGUUCGGACAAAAACUAUGGCUGGGUGCUUGUACAGACAUUGUUCUCAGUUGAGGAAAUGCGGGAUAGAAAUUUUUACGGAAAGAAGGGACGUCUUCCUCUAUCACCAAGGAGAGUCCAUGCCAUUGAACAUGCCAUCAUUGAUAUGUUGGGUGACAGUGCCAUCAGCAUGAGGAGUUGUGUAAACUCAAUUAACACUGGAAUGAGGAACAUGCAGCUGAGACCAGCUCCGAAAAGACUUCCAUUCGUUUCAGUGGAAAACUUUCCUUGACAUUGUGUUUCUAUAUUGUUCGAAAAGUAUAAUCAUGCCAAUCAAUAGCAAGUUGUGAUGAUGACAAUCAGAAAUGAUAUAGAUUUCAAUAGAAAGCUGUGAUGUUACAGAUUUGUAGACAAAGAUAUUUGGAUGAUAUAAGUAUACUAUAAAUCUCACAUUGCCUUAAGGAUGUAUGUAUUAAGAAGUAAAAGUAAAAACAAAUAUACGAAUGAAGAUUUGUUAAA